AUGGCUACCUCCUCGCACGAUACCAUCUUGAACUCGACCAUCUCAGAAGAAACAUGGGUUCUUCAAACCCGUCAAAAGCUCAAAAAUGCGACCCCAUUCGACGAAAACACACCGAUCUCUGUUUGCCAUGUGCCCAAGUUCAUAAGCGUUAUAAACCCUCAAGCUUAUGCUCCUCAGGUGAUAGCUUUAGGGCCGUAUCAUUACUUACGUCCCGAGCUCUGUCACAUGGACAGAUACAAAAUCGAAACGAUCAAAUGGUAUUGGACAUCUCAUCAAAUCGGUCUCGUGGUAGAAAAGCUCCAAGAAAUCGGGUCAAAGGUGCGAGCUUGUUAUCACAAGUACCUCGAUGUGGAAGAUGAUACUCUAGCCCUGAUGCUUGCCAUUGAUGGGUUGUUUCUUAUUUACCUUUUAAGUAAACAUCUGAAUCGUUUUACUGAUGAUGCUAGUGUUUUUAGAGAUGUUAUGAUGCUCGAGAAUCAAAUCCCAAUAAUCGUUUUAAAGGAGAUCGAAAACACCAUCGGCUCCAACGAUGCUGCAUUGUUCUCUAUGAUGCAGGUGUUUUGCGAAUCUCAGUCGCCAUUUGUAUUGAGCUCAGAUUACCAGCAAGUUUUGCAAGAAUCUGAAGUUCUUCACUUGUUGGAUCUUUUGCAUGAAAUGAUCACCAUGCAUGAAAUCAUUAAGCAGCCUGCUUCAGCUCCUCAAGAAGUUACAGAAGUAUCACGACAAGAAUCACUAGUUUUGAAAGUCGAUCCUGAUAAAGAUAAGCUUAUUCAAGAUUCUAUCGAUAUCUUAACAAGUGCAGCUGCAAGUUCUAUCAAGCCAAUCAAACAGCUUACAAGCUUACCAUGGCGCAAGAUCUCAAAUCUACUCAGCCACGGUUCCGGCCUAAAAGAAGUUGCCUCCAAGAAUCCAUUGGUUCAAGAAAUCGACAUUCCAUCUGUAUCAAAACUCUCCAAACUGGCCGGAAUCAAGUUUCAGCCGGAGACCGGAGGAAACCUGCAAAUCCAUUUAGAUUCUCCGACCGCCACCCUCUACAUGCCGGUGAUUACCCUGAACGGCAACUCAGAAGUCAUAUUGAGAAAUCUAGUGGCCUACGAAAUGGCGAGUAGAAACAGCACCUCUGGGUACCAUAAUCUUAUACUUGCUCAAUAUGUCGAUCUCAUGAGUGGCAUGAUUGACACAAAGGAAGAUGCAAGUUUGCUGCAACGUGCUGGAAUCAUUAAAGGGGAUUUGUCGAAUUCACAGGUUGCAGAUUUGUUUAAUGGGAUGAAUAAAUCGUCACAGAAAGUUUAUAACGAAACUGCUGCUAAGAUCAAUGCAUAUUAUUGGCAGAAACCGAAGGUGAAGGUAUAUAGGUUUGUGAAGAAAUAUGUGUACGAGUCGUGGAGAGUGCUAACUGUUGUUUUCACGUUGGUGCUGCUGUUCCUGAUGAUUUUGCAGUCGGUUUGUGAUGUUUAUGAUUGCAAACGAGUUGUCAAAUGGUAGAUUAUAGUUAAGUCGUUCGUUGUUUAAUUUGAUUAUUAAGCUGUAUGUAUUGAUUAAGCUG
This is a messenger RNA of Cynara cardunculus var. scolymus (artichoke), 1546 nucleotides long. RefSeq names its product putative UPF0481 protein At3g02645. The transcript has a single exon. The record is from RefSeq and is a predicted model, not a curated record. NCBI's taxonomy places the organism in Eukaryota, Viridiplantae, Streptophyta, Magnoliopsida, Asterales, Asteraceae. Bases 1 to 1485 code for a protein of 494 amino acids.